Molecule: messenger RNA, 4046 nt
Organism: Camelus dromedarius (Arabian camel)
Lineage: Eukaryota; Metazoa; Chordata; Mammalia; Artiodactyla; Camelidae
Gene: RUNDC3B
Product: RUN domain containing 3B
Exons: 12
Coding region: 314-1732 (472 amino acids)
Source: RefSeq, a predicted model, not a curated record
GGGAGUUAGGGGAGCGGCGGACGCCGACCCGCACGCGCCUCCUGGCAGCUGGCGGCGCGCGCGAGGGCGGGGGUGGUACGUGCGUUUGUGCGCGUGAGUGUGUGUGAGUGUGGAGCUCUUGUGCCGAGCUCCGGCAGUCAGUCUCCGGGUGCGAGUUCCCCGUCGUUUUCCACACCCUCUCUCCGUCCACGCUCCUUCUCUACGACCCUCCUGCGCCCCUACAGUCGCACGUCAACCAAGAGCCCAGGGAAGCAGGUGUGGAGGGGCGGGCGGGGUCGACACGAGACAAAAGGGGCGCGGGGGUCAGCCCGCCAUGGCCUCCCGAAGCCUGGGGGGCCUGGGCGGGAGCCGCGGCGGGGGCGGCGGCAGCAAGAAGAGCCUGAGCGCCCGCAACGCCGCGGUGGAGAGGAGGAACCUGAUCACGGUGUGCAGGUUUUCUGUGAAGACCCUGAUUGAUCGGUCCUGCUUUGAGACCAUUGAUGAUUCUUCUCCUGAAUUUAACAAUUUUGCAGCUAUUUUGGAGCAGAUUCUAAGUCACCGGCUAAAAGAGAUUUCCCAAAGUUGCAGAUGGCUGGCUCAUCUCCAAAUACCUCUUCAAGGUCAAGUAACCUGGUUUGGUUAUGAAAGUCCUCGUAGCUUCUGGGACUAUAUCAGAGUGGCUUGCCGGAAAGUUUCACAGAAUUGUAUCUGCAGCAUUGAAAAUAUGGAAAAUGUCAGUUCUUCUAGAGCUAAGGGCAGAGCCUGGAUCAGAGUAGCACUCAUGGAAAAACAUUUAUCUGAAUACAUCUCUACAGCUCUGAGAGACUUCAAAACAACCAGGAGAUUUUAUGAAGAUGGAGCAAUUGUCUUGGGUGAGGAAGCAAAUAUGCUUGCUGGUAUGCUGCUUGGACUCAAUGCUAUUGAUUUCAGCUUCUGUCUAAAGGGAGAAGGAUUGGAUGGCAGCUUUCCUGCUGUAAUAGACUACACACCGUAUUUGAAGUUUACUCAAAGUUCUGAUAGUAUCAGCAGUGAUGAGGAAGAGCUGAGGACUUUGGGAAGCAGUGGUAGUGAAAGCAGCACUCCAGAGAACGUCGGGCCUCCUUUCAUCAUGGAUGAGAAUAGUUGGUUCAACAAGUGUAAGAGAGUUAAACAAAAAUAUCAACUAACCCUGGAACAGAAGGGUUAUCUUGAAGAACUCUUACGACUUCGAGAGAACCAGCUAUCUGAAUCUGUCUCCCAGAAUAAAAUACUGCUACAGAGAAUUGAAGAUUCUGAUCUGGCUCAUAAAUUGGAAAAAGAACAAUUAGAAUAUAUAAUCGUGGAGCUUCAAGAUCAGCUGACUGUGCUAAAGAAUAAUGAUUUAAGAUCAAGACAAGAGUUAACUGCCCACCUCACCAACCAGUGGCCUUCCCCAGGAGCUCUGGAUGUCAAUGCUGUUGCCUUGGAUACGUUGCUUUACCGAAAACACAAUAAACAGUGGUAUGAAAAAAGUUAUCAGAGUCUUGACCAGUUAUCAGCUGAAGUUAGCCUUUCUCAGACUUCACUGGAUCCAGGUCAGUCACAAGAAGGAGAUGGAAAACAAGACACAUUAAAUUUAAUCAGUGGAGGUAAAGAAGAUACUCCCUCAUUGCUUGGUCUUUGUGGGUCUCUAACAUCAGUGGCAAGUUACAAAUCUCUAACAAGCCUAAAAUCUAAUGACUACCUUGCAAGUCCUACAACAGAGGUGACAAGUCCAGGCCUAACUCCAUCCUGAAAAGUUUUAUGUAAAAGCCAAGAGUUUUUAUGUUGCAAAUGUUCUAUUUACAUAAGUUUGACUGCUGGGAAAAUCUUUGGGAUUUUAUAUUGUUCUGGCACAUGUCUAGAAUUCUACUGCUUAUAUUAGAUAAUUCAGUCAACUCCAUGUGAACUUGAGUGAAAAAAAAAAUGAUCCUGCCAUUUUUCAUUUUAAAAUUCUUAUAUUUGUCACUGAGGAAGUUUAAAAAUGAAUAGGCUUUUAAAAAGCUUUCAGACAUUCUCUGACAAUUCAUUGCAAAUUGUACAUAUUUAUUAUUCAGCUGAUUUUCAUGUUUAAAUGUAUCCUAAUUGCCAGAGACUUGAGUUCAAGGUUAUAUUCUAGAGACUCUGGAGCUAAGUAUUUCCUUUGCUCUUUUAUUCAAUGAUUAAAUUUUCUAAAAAUGACUUAUUUCACUUUUCAUGAAUUUCUUCCUAGGUUCUGAUGUUUAUAAAAAGCCUUGACUCUAAUGUGAGGAGAAAGGGUCUCAGCUGCAGCUUCAUGGUGGUUUAUUUAGUUUUUCUUUAACAGUUAUCAUUUGGCAUUAACUUAACAUUCUACUUAACAUUUUAUAAAUUUUGUAGGAUGUGCCUGUAGACAGUUACUAAAUUUGUUAGGGUCACAUGGAACGUAUUUUACAGUGUUUUAGGCCGUUUAGGUAAAAUGAAUGUUUCUUGUCUUUGUUUUCUCAGAUUUUCUUAAAAGGUUAUCAAUUAAAAAUAGAUCACAUUUAUGCUUAAUAAGUUGGAAUCAUUUAAAAAUGUGUAACAGAUGUUGAAAAAUAUUUUAUCUGGAAAGACUUGAAGUUCAUUUAAGGAUUUGAGAAGCUUUUAAAUAAGGAUCAGUAGGCUAAUCACUGUACUUAACAAUCUGUCUGACAUCCAGAGCUGUUUGUUCUCCCAUGGGUGCAACAGUGAAUUGUGUCAUAGAUGCUUUACAGCUUCUCUCAUUAAUCAGGCCAUAAUCUCACUUUAAGGUUGAUGUUAAUGUUAAAAAUUAUUGCACUUCUACUGGUAAAAAAGAUCAUUUUCUUUUUUUAAAAAAAACUAUGAGCUGUCUUUUAAAUUUUUGCAAAUUUUGGAACAACUAUACAUUUUGUCCCUAAAAAUUCCACCAUAUUGAAAGAGAAAAUGUAUGAAGUAUAUUUUCUACAGUAAGUAAUAUAGGGAAAACAUGAUCAGUUGUGCCAAAGACGUUUUAUACAUUGUUUACAUGAAGAGGCUACUACAAUACUUAUUGGGGACUUCAUAUGCUAUUUUUAUUUGUUAAUAAAACAUUACAUUCAAACUUAGUAACUUUGACAUAUAGGAAUAACAUUCCUCCUAAAAUAUUUUAUUGAGAGGCGACAAGAAGCACUUAACUUAUCACAAUCAUUCUUUGUACUAGAAAUGUGGGAGUGUGGUGGUUCUCUGUAAUAUUUAGAUCUUUACUCUUAUGAGUUGGAAUUUAAGGUAAUAAAUAGUAACAAUGUCAUUUCAGGGACAAAGGAGGCCUGGAAGCCCUUAAAUCAUCUUAGUUGUACCAGAACAUAUCCAGCUUUAUUCCUUUAGCUUAAGGCUUUAGUACCUGUAGUAAUGCAAUGUUCUUGAGAAAUGGUACCUUUAUGCUAAUUCUGUGUAUCUUAUUGUGAGUGAGGUAUCUAAAGCAAUCUUUAAUCAGCAUGGGGAAUGGAAGGAAAGUUUAAAUGAGGACAAUGGAAACCUUCGGACAAGGGAAUGAAAAAUGGCUAAGGAAGGGAACUUCAAAAAUUUUAGGCUGGCCUUAAUCACUAUCGCUGCUUUCCUAACUCUUAGAAUGUUUAAAUGCUUUCAUUCAUGGUCCACUCUCAGAUGACAUUUAUAAUCCUUCAGUAAUUAAAUGAAAUCAUUGUUAAAUUUUUUCCAUACAUUUUUAUAAUAUAGAAAGUAAAUACAAGAUUCCGUAACUGAUAAAAAUUUUCAGAUUUGUCUAUUGUACACAGUAACUUGUGCAUCUUAACCAUGCUGCUAGAUGCAGAUUUAAACAUGACAUCUGAGGAUAAUGACUCUUCCUCCUUUCUUGGAGCUCUUGGUAUAAAAUUCAUAUGCUAAUGUGAAUUUAGGUUUCUACACAGCUCAUUUCACACUAGUUAUAGAAGCAGUUUGUUAAUGUUGCAUGAGGUAUGUCUCAAUCUUUAAUUUUAGGUGGUAGUUAGUGUUCACUGUUCACAUAUCCUCCCCUAAGUAGAAUGCUGAAUUAUCUGCUAAUAUUUCCAUGUGUAUUUUGUUGCCUUGAUGUACUAUACUUGUUGCAUGUGUAUUAAACAUUUUGUACCAUG